Molecule: messenger RNA, 3169 nt
Organism: Lutra lutra (Eurasian river otter)
Lineage: Eukaryota; Metazoa; Chordata; Mammalia; Carnivora; Mustelidae
Product: triadin-like
Exons: 26
Coding region: 246-1079 (277 amino acids)
Cellular component (GO): membrane; sarcoplasmic reticulum
Molecular function (GO): signaling receptor binding
Source: RefSeq, a predicted model, not a curated record
AGAAAACAAAAACCCCAGUAGAAGAACACCCCAAGGGAAAAAAACAGGAAAAGAAAGAAAAACAUGUGGAACCAGCAAAGUCAUCAAAGAAGGAACAUUCGGCUCCAAGUGAAAAACAAGUAAAAGCAAAAACUGAACGAGCCAAAGAAGAGACCAGUGCUGCCUCAACUAAAAAAGCUGUACCUGGUAAGAAGGAAGAGAAAACAAACAAGACAGUGGAGCAAGAAAUUAGAAAAGAAAAAUCCAUGAAGACGUCUUCAGUUUUGAAGGAUAAAGUGGGGCUUGAACUCACGAUCCUGAGAUCACGACCCGAGCUGAAACCAAGAGUCAGAUGCUUAAAUGACUGCCCCACCCAGGUGCUCCAACUUGAUAAUAUUUUGGAAGAAUCUGAAAUUAAAAAAGAUGAAAAGAUGCCCAAAGCAGGCAAAGAAGUCAAGCCUAGGACUCCACAGCCACAAGUAAAAAAGGAAGAGAAACCAGAGUCACAAGUUAAAAAGGAAGCAAAAUCAGAACAAGACAUAGCAAAACCAGAAAAGACUGUUUCUCAUGCAAAACCAGAGGAAAAAGUUGUCAAGCAGGUAAAAGCUACCACAAUAGAAAAAACAGUCAAGCCCAAACCAGCAAAAAAAGGUGAACACCAAGAAAAAGAAUAUCCAUCUACAAAAACAGACAAACCUAAACCAACUUCAAAGGAAACAUCAGAAGUCACAGAAUCAGGGAAGAAGAAAACUGAAAAAUCUGAAAAAGAAAGUAAAGAAAAAGCAGAAAUGAAACAUCUUAAAGAAGAAAAAGUCUCAACAAGAAAAGAAAGUCUUCAAUCACACAAUGUGACAAAAGCAGGAAAACCUGCAAGAGUAUCAAGAGAAGAUUUGGAAGAUGUACCAGCUUCAAAGAAAGCUAAAGAAGCUGAAGAUGUGUCUUCAACAAAGAGGCAAAAAAGCCCCAUCAGUUUCUUCCAAUGUGUCUACUUGGAUGGAUACAAUGGCUAUGGAUUUCAGUUUCCUGUCACUCCUGCACACCGUCCUUCAGAGAGCUCUGACCAACCAAGUUCUCCAGGACAGAAGCAACAAGGACAAUAGGCACACAUGCAGGGCCCUUACAAGUGCUUUGAGACUUUGAAAAUAGGAUCUUCUGUUUGUCUGCAGUGGCAUAGGCAAUUGAAAUCAUGAAUCUGAGGAAUUUCUCUGAAAAUGUUUUACUCUUCUGCCUGGUCUAGAGAGAAAGGGUGGGCAAAAGGAAUGAAUGAUAAGCAAACAUAUUGAAAGAUCUGGCACUCAAGAACCUGUUAUUUGUGUUUGUUGCUAGGUGUGGAUGCUUAUAUUUUUCUAUUUCUUCUCAUUGUAGGGUUGCUCACAGGUUAAUUUAAAGUUUCCUUAAUAAUGACCUUUUAAACAUAACACAAUUACAAAAUGGAAUUCUGAUUUCAGUUAGGUAUAUUUCUAAAUGACAACAAAGACUGUGCUUUCAAUUUAAAGAGUAUAGGAGCUACCCUUUAUAGGAGUACAAAACUACUCUUUAUCAUGUAGCUCUCUAAACACAAUUUGCCCACUAAGUUGAUGUUCAAUAGUUUGAUUUUAUUUAUGUCUCUUUCUAUUUUAGCUGUGGUAAUUCUCUAAGAAUGGGUAAUAGUUGAACCAAAAAGUGCUGUAAGUUCCUUGUAAUGCUCCUUUAGAUAGAAUUCAAAAUAUCUCUGAACUUUGGACAUGGUAAGAUGGAGUAGAAAUGUUUGAUAAAUCUUAUCUUUGAUUUGUCUUGAAUUACAACUAGGACAUUCACUCCAGUGGAAAUAUACCAUCCAAUUAGGCAAGUCUGAUGAAUCAUUUGUUUAAAAUAAAAGCAAAUGAGAUGUAGUAUUUUCAGAUUUCUCCAGACUAUGCCCUAAUGAAAAUGUCACCUGGAUGAAAUUUUAGAUCUGUCACUAAAUUCUGGUGACAGUUGCAAAAGUAUUUAAUUUCACUUUAAUAGGAUCAUUCUGUACAGUUAAGUACAUUUUCUUUCUCAAAAAAAAUAUAUAUAUACACACAUACAUAAAUGAAUGUCAUCAAUAUUAAAGAAAUGCAUUUUAAAUACAAGUGCUUCAUGAGAUGUCUUACUUGUUUUUUAAGUAAGUGAUUAUCAAUGCCAGUGAAAUGAAUGACAGUCUUUAACUUACUUGAUGAUGCAUCACUGGGAAUGACUAUUUUGGUUUUGUCAUCUUUUUUGUCUCCUGGUGAUAUGAACACUUAUGUUCUUUACCACAUUUUUCUACCUAUGUUAAAAGUUAUGCCAAUGUGACCUUUAUCAUGUUUACAGUUGCAACUCAACCUAUGACAAAUUAACUCAGGAAAUAAGUUAUCUUUUCUGGAAUUGUAAUUGCCCUCUUGUGGGGUAGCCAGAGCCAAUACUAGCCAAGUGAUUUAUUUAAAGGACUGCAACUAUCUAAGUUCUUUAAUUCCAAUUUAGAACACUGUUUUACUCAAAUAUCAUUAGGCUAGGGCAUCAGUAACACAUUCAGUAUCAAUGAUGGAUUUUCAGUGACUUUGGUGAAAAGAGUUGGUCUCAGGCACAUGCUGGAGUGUGCUAACUCACACUACAAAAGCCAAUGUUAUAAUGAACCAAGAUUAAUGACACUCUGUUGGGGACACUUGGAGUGUAUACCCUCAGGACUGACCAGAUGGUAUCAUCUUGCCUACCCCCUUCAUAUAGUAAUGGAAACUUGUGGGAAAGUGGAUAACGUUUAUUACUCAACUGCUCCUACAACUUGUCUGAUUUAAUGAAGAAAGGCAAAUAUGGCAGUUUUUUAGAUCUCAUAUGAUUUAUCCAUUCUUAUAUUCAAUGGAUAUUUACUGAGUACUUACUUUUUCUAGGGCACUAUGUUAGGCAUUGGACUAUGUAAGAAAAAUAUCAGAAAUAAAUUCUAUUCCCAGUGUUGUCCUGACACAUGUGUGCCCUUGGAACAUUUCCUAAAUGUACUAUGCUUGUUUCCCUAUCUGUGAAAUAGGGAUCAAGACAAACAACCUGAUACCUCACAGAUGUACUGUGGACAAUGACAAUAUAUCUUAAUACAAAUAUAAUGUCAAAAUAAAUUUCUGAAAUGAUUUAUUUUGGAUGUGGCACUAAUUUUUCCUCUGAGUGCUCUUCUACAUUUUAUCAUUGUUUCUUUCUUUGUCAUUAUAAAAACUAUUUAAUA